AUGAGCACAGAUUCAAUAGAAAAGUUGUACAAAAACUUUGGUAUACUGGCCGAUUCUAAAGACAAAAUCGGAGAGCAUGUCAAAGAAUAUCUUGAAAUUAUGACAGCUGUCAAAGGCUCUUCAAAAGAAAAAAGGCUGGCUUCGCAAUUUAUCACCAGAUUUUUUAAAUAUUUUCCAUCUGUAGCUGAACAAGCCAUUGAAUGUUUAUUUGAUUUGUGUGAGGAUGAAGACAUAGAAACCAGAAAACAAGCGAUUAAAGACUUACCAUCCUUGUGCAAAGACAAUAAGCAAUUUACUCAAAAAAUUGCCGAUAUUUUGGCUCAACUUCUUCAAGCUGAAGAUUCAUCUGAAAUAGCCGUUGUUAAUAAUUCUUUGUUAACAUUGCUGAGUAUUGAUCCCAAAGGAUGUUUGUCUGGUUUAUUUAAUCAGAUUUUAUCUGGAGAAGAUUUUGUUAGAGAGAAAUGUAUUAAAUUUCUAACUGUAAAAAUAAGAAAUUUUAAAAAAGAUGAACUUAAUGCAGAAGCUGAAGCUUAUAUGAUAACAGAAAUAAAAAAAGUAUUGCAAGAUGUAACUGCAAAUGAAUUUAAUGUAUUAAUGGAAUUAUUAGGUUCUACAAAAUUGGGCAAAAGCAUAAGCGGUCAUCAAGAAUUGGUAGAUUUAGUUGCGGAACAAGUUGAACUUGAUCAUCCGUUCAGCCCGGGAGCCGAUGAAGAAUCUGAACUUUUAGAUAGAUUAAUUAAUUGUGUUAGACAUGCAUUACCUUAUUUUUCAUCUCAAAUCAGUUCAUCUAGAUUUGUAAGUUAUAUAUGCGAACAAAUUCUUCCUCAAUUGGAAAGAAUACUUACAUCUGAAGAAGACAGUCCCAUCGAAUUAGAUUUGCUGAAAAUAUUAGCCGAACUGUGUACACACUGCGGAGCGAUGAAUCAGCCGGAGAAAAAAGUUCUGCAAAUUUACCAAAAACUUCUGGUGUACAUGCCUUUACCUCCAAAUGAUGGAACAGAAUUAACAAUGGAACCGAGAUUAGAAUUUUCUCAUGUCGAAUGUUUGAUGUAUGCUUUUCACAAAUUAGUCAGACAAUGUCCAGAAUUUCUAUCGGAUGCUGAUAGACUAAAAGACUUUAAAUUACGUCUUCAGUAUUUUGCAAGAGGGAUUCAAGGUUAUAUAAAAAAAUUGAGAGAAGCACUAUGUGGGAAAACGGCAGAAGAAUUAAAGUCCGAAGACAAUAGACUAAAAGUUGUAGCAUUGAAAACGACAUCAAAUAUAAAUAUUCUUAUUAAGGAUUUAUUUCACAGUCCUCCUAGUUUUAAAAGUGUUAUAAAUUUGAGCUGGAAACCUCUCGCAAAUUCUUUAGUCGGUGUUAAACGACAUACACCUAUAACUUUUGGAGAAAGUAAAUCAUCACCGAAACAAAAGAAAACAUUAAAAGGAUAUAAAGAAGUUUACACUCCUCCGAGUGGAAAAUACAGCGAUAAAAUUUCCGGUUACAUUAGGGGUAGAGGAAAUUUAUCAGUGUCUCGACUUGGUGGUGGUGGUGGACGUGGAAAGUUUCGUGGCGGCAGAACUUGGAGACGUAUGUCUUAUUAA
Molecule: messenger RNA, 1584 nt
Organism: Pediculus humanus corporis (human body louse)
Lineage: Eukaryota; Metazoa; Arthropoda; Insecta; Psocodea; Pediculidae
Product: Apoptosis inhibitor, putative
Exons: 10
Coding region: 1-1584 (527 amino acids)
Biological process (GO): negative regulation of apoptotic process
Cellular component (GO): nucleus
Molecular function (GO): RNA binding
Source: RefSeq, a predicted model, not a curated record